Molecule: messenger RNA, 735 nt
Organism: Corylus avellana
Lineage: Eukaryota; Viridiplantae; Streptophyta; Magnoliopsida; Fagales; Betulaceae
Source: RefSeq, a predicted model, not a curated record
AUGUCUUCCCUUUCCAUCUAUCUGCUAACAUUUGCUCUCCUUCUCCAAACCAUUUACGGAGAAAGCUUAAGCCCUCUCAAACAUUUCUGUUCCAGCUCCGACAACUUCACCACCAAUGACUCUUAUGAGCCAAACCUAAGACAGCUCUGGGGCAACCUUUAUUUCCAAACCCCUCCCGAGGGUUUUGGUUUUGGCUCAGUGGGUCAAGAUCCGUACAUAGCUUAUGGGCUUGCUCUUUGCCGUGGCGACCUCGAAGCCGCAGACUGCAGGACUUGCCUCAAUGAGGCCACCGCCGAAAUUCGCAAACGAUGCCCAUAUAAUAAAGGUGCGAUUAUAUGGUACGAUCAUUGUCUUUUCAAGUACAACAACACCGAUUUCCUUGGCAAAAUUGAUGAUCAAAACAAGUUCUAUAUGUGGGACGAGAGAAAUGUUAGCGAUCCCACAAUUUUCAACCAAAAAACAAGGGAGUUGUUGAGCCUACUGGCUAAAGAUGCAUCUGCGACUCCAAAACUGUAUGCAGCUGGAGAGCUAGAGCUCGAAAAAUCGAAGAAGCUUUAUGGGAUGGCCCAAUGCACUAGGGAUAUUUCUGCAAGUGACUGUUCCAAGUGUCUCGAUGAUAUAAUUGGUGAACUUCCUCUUUGCUGUGAUGGGAAAGAAGGAGGAAGAGUUGUUGGAGGGAGUUGCAACAUAAGAUAUGAGAUUGACCCUUUUGUCACUGCUUAGUUUAUAAAUGUU